Durusdinium trenchii is the source of this 945-nucleotide messenger RNA. Lineage: Eukaryota; Dinophyceae; Suessiales; Symbiodiniaceae. The record is from the annotation of a GenBank genome assembly.
AUGAUUUGGUUCUUUCUUCUCACUGUCAAGGCGGCGUCCAGCGCUCCGUUGGAUGCUCCGAAGCACAAGGUCUUCGAGCAAUAUGAGUUCUUGGAGAUCUUGCAGGUUGGGGAGGCGACCGAAGAAGGACUGCACCCACACGGCCGGACUGGCUCGCACCGCCGGACUGGCUCCGCGGGCGAAGCGGGACAACGAGACGGGUGGCUCCAGGUCUAUGACCAUGCAGUGAAGGCCAUGGCCUUUGGUCGUUGGAAUCACUUUUUGCAGUUGGUCUCUGAGAAAGCCUUUCCCAGCGGCCACCUGCCCGAUUUCGAGGAUCCCAAGGCCCUGGGUGCGGGCAGCUUUGCCAUCACCUACAAGGCCACCUACAAACCGACGGGCCAGGUGGUCGCGGUGAAAGUCUUCAAAGACAGUGCCGGUCUUUGGAUCACGGCCAGUGACUACGGUAAGUAUGAGAACAAUGCGAGGAUCAUCAACAUGAGCAGAACCGAAUGCGUGAACCUGCAGGAGAUCCAACAGCCGCAAUCACAAUCAAAGGAUCCGACCGGUUCCUCGCACGUGACGAAGUGCAUCUAUGAUGGCAUUACGAUCCCCUUGCAGGGCGGUGAGGAAUUUGAGAAUGUGCCUUUGCACAUUGUGUUAGAGUUUGGGGGCACAGACGACCUGGACAAGUGGUGGGGAAAACAGCUGAAGCUGAAGAAAGCCAAUUCGGACUAUGUGAAGCUCAUGAAGAAGGCUACGAAAGGAAUGCUUGAAGGUCUACGGUUCUUGAGCGAGAGCCCGGGUGAUGUGCAAUGGGUGCACCAUGACUUGAAGCCUCAGAACAUGGUCGUGAACGACCAGACUGCGGAGGUAGUUGUAGUGGAUAUGGGCACAGCCUUGAGCACCAAGAACGAGACUGCGAAAUCCGCCUGUACACCCUUUUUUUCGCCCGCCCUCCUUUGA